GAAGUUCUCGCCCAGCAGAGCUGGUAGGUGCGGUUGACGCCGCCGGGAGAUCACGACCCUCUGCCUUUCUGUGGGUCGCCGCUGCCAGACUGGCGAUGGACGAUACCCUGUUCCAGUUGAAGUUCACGGCGAAGCAGCUGGAGAAGCUGGCUAAGAAGGCGGAGAAAGAUGCCAAGGCGGAGCAGGCCAAAGUGAAAAAGGCCCUUCAGCAGAAGAACGUGGAGUGCGCCCGUGUCUACGCCGAGAAUGCUAUCCGCAAGAAGAACGAGGGCGUGAGCUGGCUCCGCAUGGCGUCCCGUGUGGACGCAGUGGCCUCCAAGGUGCAGACGGCUGUGACCAUGAAGGGGGUGACCAAGAACAUGGCGCAGGUGACCAAGGCCCUGGACAGGGCGCUGAGCAGCAUGGACUUGCAGAAGGUCUCUGCGGUGAUGGACAGGUUCGAGCAGCAGGUGCAAAACCUGGAUGUGCACACGUCGGUGAUGGAGGACUCCAUGAGCUCGGCCACCACACUGACCACGCCGCAGGAGCAGGUGGACAGCCUCAUCAUGCAGAUUGCGGAGGAGAACGGUCUGGAGGUCCUGGACCAGCUCAACCAGCUGCCUGAGGGUGCCUCCGCCGUGGGCGAGAGCUCUGUGCGCAGCCAGGAGGACCAGCUGUCUCGGAGGUUGGCCGCCUUGAGGAAUUAGCCGCGCCCGCGCUGGCCGCAGUGCUGGGCCGCAGUGCUGGGCCGCAGUGCGCUGCCUCCCCGGCCUUGAUGUGCCGGGAAGGAAGGCUCCUCCCUCCACACUGCGUCUUGCUUUUCUGCUGACCCUGCAGCAGCAGCUGUCAGCCCUCCCUGCUCCCAGCCCCCCACCUGCCAGGCCUGGGAAUUGUUCCUCUUUUCUUAGGGUGGGUGGUGGAUCUGUGUCCUGGUGAGUUUGCACAAACUUCUGGCUCCUGUGGGUAAUUUCUGUGACUCUGGGCCGACCAGCUGGAGGAUCUGCAGGCUUCCCUCUGUCCCCCACCCUCGAGGAGUUGACAGGGCCUGGCCAGUGGACACCCUGUGUAUUGUGGGGCCUUCACACUCCGAGUGACAGCAGACAUGCUGCUGGUGGUCAGCCAGUGGGGGUCAGGGCCCCCUGCUGCCAGGCAGUGGGCAAGGAGCUCUCCACCCCUUGGACAGACACGGCUCCAGCUGGUGCCCCAAGGAGGUGCUGGGAGCCUGUGUGUACUGAGGGAUGUCCUCAAGGGCCACCCAGCCAGCACUCCCUCCUAUGGGAUGUCCCAGGGGUGCGGUCUCGGCCAUUCCAGCCUGGAGCUGUGCUCCUGCCAACUGGCUGAGCCCCACUCAGGCUGCCAGGCUCCAAGUCCAGGCAUGCUCACCCUGGGGAUCUGCAUCCUCACUCCACUGCCACCUCGGGAGGGCCUCAGGCCCUGUGGGGUGUGCUGCGUGUCUCCUCCAGCAACCCUGAGUAUGCUGAGGCUCCUCUCAGCCAUGGAGCAGGGUGGCCUCAUGCUCCUCAACGGCGCAGUGGCAUGCUCUCUCUGUCGCUGUCUCCUGUCACUGUAAAUAACGAGGUGCCUCCCCACGACCAGCCUCUCCUCCUGCCUUGUUGGCUCACACCGUUUGACCUUAGAAGCCGCAGCCACCUUGGGUGGGGCCAGCAGCGGCAGUGCUUUGAGGAAACCCGGCUGCUGCUGUGGAGAGCCGGCAGCAGACGCUUCCAGACACCCUGCUGGGACAGCCUGGAAGAACCUGGGACGGGCGCGGUUUCUGUUGUUUCCAAUUCCUGAAGUUUUCGUCAUUUUCUUGAAGCUUCCAGGGUUUUUUGUUUUUGCCAAAAUAGAAGGAGCAGGCAGCAGAUGUGAACGUUGGGUCCGAGCCCCCUCCUUGGCGUAAGCUGGUGGGAACUGCAUGCUUGGUACUGACUGGGGCCUGGCUCGGUGCACAGCUGACCACCCCACCCAGCACUCACAGAGGCCUCCGACCGUCUGGCCUGUCCUUUCACUGAUGGCUCUUGUGAGCAGGAAUGUUGGAGACCUUUGCCUUGACUUGCUUUGUCUGAUUUUUCCUGGACUUACUGCAAGCAAUGAGUUGUGUUGGGGGCAGCCAUGGUGGGCCGUGAGCUAUGGGGUGAGACCAGAGAGUAUAGGGUCAGGGUGCUGUCGGGCUUUACUUCCAUGAUGCUGACCUCGCCUUACUCCCUGGCCGUGGUCCUUCGGGGUGCACACAUGCUGGAGGUUCAGAGAAGGUCCUGAGUGUCCUGGUCCCCAGGGGGUUCAGAGUUCCACAGAUGUGCCGGGUGGGGGACGGAGGCCACAGCUCCUUAAAGAUUAGUGGGCAUGUUUGCCGUUUGUCCUAAAAUGCUGUUGUAAGCAAACAAGUUGAUCCCUGAGAACUUGCUCCAGCUUUGUGUUAGUGUCUUGGGUGGGCCGGGAGCCGUAGGUGAGACCCUCAGGGUGGCUCAUGGGAGGCUGAGGAGGGGCACCUGGGGGAGGGGAGGUGGGUGGUAGGAGGAAUGCAGACUCUCAAGCCCUGCCCACACAGAUGGAAUCAGAAUCUACAAUUUUAAAUUCUCUUUAAGUUUUUACCUUGAAAUAAUUUUAAACUCACAUAAAAGUUGCAAACGAA
Messenger RNA from Diceros bicornis minor, 2611 nucleotides. It is a transcript of the gene CHMP1A, whose product is annotated as charged multivesicular body protein 1A. Bases 96 to 686 code for a protein of 196 amino acids. Gene Ontology annotation, biological process: late endosome to vacuole transport; protein transport; endosome transport via multivesicular body sorting pathway. The transcript has 7 exons. The record is from RefSeq and is a predicted model, not a curated record. Gene Ontology annotation, cellular component: multivesicular body; ESCRT III complex. Lineage: Eukaryota; Metazoa; Chordata; Mammalia; Perissodactyla; Rhinocerotidae.